GCUUAUCUGAAAUCUAUUCACACUCUUCGCUGGUUUCCUCUUCCCUCCCAGUGUGCCGGGAGUGUUGAUCCAAGGCCGCGGUUUAAUCCGCAAUUCUCUCUCUUCGUACUUAUCAUGAUCCCCCUUAUGCUCCGUAGGAUCCUUCUCUUUUCUGCCUGUUUCCGUGAUUUCACUGCAUCGCUGCCGCCGUAUCCGUGCUACUCAAGACGUUGUUCUACACUCUGCCUCAAGCCUUUGGUAGAACAUAUACACCAGCCUUACUGA
This is a messenger RNA of Protopolystoma xenopodis, 264 nucleotides long. The record is from the annotation of a GenBank genome assembly. Lineage: Eukaryota; Metazoa; Platyhelminthes; Monogenea; Polystomatidea; Polystomatidae.